Molecule: messenger RNA, 4024 nt
Organism: Hippocampus comes (tiger tail seahorse)
Lineage: Eukaryota; Metazoa; Chordata; Actinopteri; Syngnathiformes; Syngnathidae
Product: hexokinase-1-like
Exons: 17
Coding region: 263-2809 (848 amino acids)
Biological process (GO): carbohydrate phosphorylation; intracellular glucose homeostasis; glucose metabolic process
Cellular component (GO): mitochondrion; cytosol
Molecular function (GO): glucokinase activity; ATP binding; D-glucose binding
Source: RefSeq, a predicted model, not a curated record
CUCCAUGUCGGGGGUGGAGUGGAGAUGAGGGGGGGAGACACACACACUCAAACCCCUCCCUCCCUGAGUGUGCGCCUUCGUCGCAGACUCGCAAGCACGACCGCCGCCAGUUACGCUUCCCUUUUCCCUGUCAGCCUCGCCCACCAGUGGGGAAGGAAAAGACGUCCGGGACACAAGGACAGGAGGGCGGACUAGCAAGCGGCCACGCAAGUUUCUUCUUGACAACCCCCCACCCCCGCACGCCCGCAGGAAGGAAGGCAAGAUGAUCGCAGCUCAGCUCCUGGCCUACUACUUCACCGAGUUGAAGGAUGAUCAACUCAAAAAGAUCGACAAGUACCUCUACUCCAUGCGGCUCUCCGACGAGACCCUCAAGGACAUCAUGAACCGCUUCCGCCGGGAGAUGGAGGAUGGCCUCGGCCACGGCACCAAUCCCACCGCCACAGUCAAAAUGUUGCCCACCUUUGUCAGGUCCAUCCCUGACGGUUCAGAGAAGGGGGAUUUCAUUGCCCUGGAUCUCGGGGGAUCAAAUUUUCGCAUCCUGCGAGUCAAGGUGACCCAGGAUAAAAAGCAACCGGUUCAAAUGGAGAGCCAGGUCUACGAGACCCCCGACGACAUCAUUCACGGGAGCGGCACUCAGCUUUUUGACCACGUGGCAGAAUGCCUGGGCGACUUCAUGGAGAAACAAAAGAUCAAGGACAAAAAGCUUCCCGUGGGAUUCACCUUCUCUUUUCCCUGCGCCCAAAGCAACGUGCUUGAGGCCGUCUUAGUGACAUGGACAAAGAAGUUCAAGGCCAGCGGCGUGGAAGGCACGGACGUUGUCAAACUCCUCAACAAGGCCAUCAAGAAACGCGGGGACUACGAGGCCGACAUCAUGGCGGUGGUCAACGAUACGGUGGGGACCAUGAUGACGUGCGGCUUUGACGAUCAACGCUGUGAGGUGGGCAUCAUUAUAGGAACAGGAACCAACGCCUGCUACAUGGAAGAAAUGCGUCACAUCGACCAGGUGGAGGGCGACGAGGGUCGGAUGUGCAUCAACACCGAGUGGGGGGCCUUUGGCGACGACGGCUCCCUGGAGGACCUGCGCACGGAGUUCGACCGGGAGAUCGACAGGGGGUCCAUCAACCCGGGAAAGCAGCUUUUUGAGAAGAUGGCCAGUGGCAUGUACAUGGGGGAGCUGGUGCGACUCAUUCUGGUCAAGAUGGCCAAAGAAGGUCUGCUGUUUGAAGGACGCAUCACACCUGAGCUCCUGACAAAAGGGAAGAUUGAGACCAAGCACGUCUCGGCCAUUGAAAAGACGAAAGAAGGGCUGAAGAAGUGCAUGGAAAUCCUAACAAGGCUAGGGGUGGAGCCCUCCGACGAAGACUGCCUCGCCGUGCAGCACGUGUGCACAAUCGUGUCCUUCCGCUCGGCCAAUCUGAUCGCCGCCACCCUGGGGGGCAUCCUGUCUCGCCUGAAGGAGAACAAGGGUGUGGCUCGCCUUCGCACCACCGUGGGCAUCGACGGCUCCCUCUACAAGAUGCACCCUCAGUAUGCCCGCCGCCUGCACAAGAUGGUGCGCCGCCUGGUGCCGGACUCGGACGUCCGCUUUUUGCUGUCGGAGAGUGGGAGCGGCAAGGGCGCCGCCAUGGUGACGGCGGUGGCUUACCGCCUGACGGAGCAGGCGCGGCAGAUCCAGCAGACCCUCGCCGAGUUCCGGCUGGGCAAAGCUCAGCUGCUGGAGGUGAAGAAGCGCAUGCGGGUGGAGAUCGAAAGAGGCCUCAAGAAGGAAACGCACCAAGAGGCGACGGUCAAAAUGCUGCCCACAUACGUCCGAAGUACACCGGAUGGAACAGGUGAACCGCUGGGCUUCCCCUUCUCCUUCCCUUGCCAUCAGACCAGCCUGGAUGCGGGAAUACUCGUGACCUGGACCAAAGGCUUCAAAGCCACCGACUGUGAGGGCGAAGAUGUGGUGGAGCUUCUGAGGGAGGCCAUCAAGAGGAAAGAGGAAUUUGAGCUGGAUGUGGUGGCGAUCGUCAACGACACCGUGGGCACCAUGAUGACCUGCGCCUAUGAGGAACCCACCUGUGAGGUGGGCCUGAUUGCAGGGACGGGCAGCAACGCUUGUUAUAUGGAGGAGAUGAAAAACGUCGAGAUCGUGGAAGGGAAUGAAGGUCGGAUGUGCGUCAACAUGGAAUGGGGAGCCUUCGGAGACAAUGGUUGCCUGGAUGACAUCAGAACCCAGUACGACCAGGCGGUGGAUGAGAACUCGCUCAACGAAGGCAAACAAAGAUACGAGAAGAUGUGCAGCGGCAUGUACCUGGGGGAGAUCGUCAGGCAGAUUUUGAUUGAUCUCACCAAACGCGGAUUCCUUUUCCGUGGACAAAUCUCUGAAACGUUAAAGACGAGAGGCAUCUUUGAGACAAAGUUCCUGUCUCAGAUCGAAAGCCCUCGUCUGGCUCUGCUGCAGGUCAGGGCCAUCCUGCAGCAACUGGGGCUGGACAGCACCUGCGACGACAGUAUCAUCGUCAAGGAGGUUUGCGGUACGGUGUCCCGUCGCGCCGCCCAGAUCUGCGGGGCCGGUAUGGCAGCAGUUGUGGACAAGAUCCGCGAGAACCGGAGACUGGACCACCUGGAUGUGACCGUGGGCGUGGACGGAACGCUCUACAAGCUGCACCCACAUUUUUCGCGGAUCUUCCAGCAAACGGUGAAAGAGCUCUCCCCGAAAUGCGACGUGAAUUUCCUUCUGUCUGAGGACGGUAGUGGGAAGGGGGCCGCGCUCAUCACAGCGGUGGGCUGCCGUCAGAGGGAGCAGGAAGCUCAGCAACACUGAAGGCCCUCCCGGAAAAAAAAAGUACGAAAGGAACUCUCCGCUGCUUCGUGGCCAUCGUUCACCCCCAUCCUUCCAACGGCCGUGACCCACCCACCUGCCACUUGACCGCUGCCCCGAAGUUAGGGCGGCGCACAAACAAGCACCACAUGCUCCGCAUAUUUAUUGCUCGGCACCAGCAGCUUUCUUGUGUUUGUCCGUUCUCCUCGGUAGCUCGUCUGUGUCUAAUAUUUGUGUAUUGCUAACGUUAUUUUUAUAUGGAGGCAAAGAGAUGACUAUUUAUACAGCUGAGGCCAUUCCCAUGACAUUUUACACCACCGGGACAAGAAAAAUGCUUUCACUUUUUAUACACACAGAAGCCUGAUGGGCCAAGGCGUUCCCCAAACGUACCUUUCCGAAACGCCGGGCGACAAGAGCUCGCCGGCAAGUCACGGCUGCUCCAUUCCUUCCCAUGACAUCACGUGCAAAGUUAAACGAGCAGAGAUUGGGGACUCGAGUUGUUGCAAAUUGGACUUGACCGAAGUCACCGUUUUGGUUUGGGAAAAUAAACCCAAGAGACUCGACACUCGACUUAAGACUUUUGAGUUCAAGAACCAGAGCUGAGGCACGGGCUGACUUGGGAAGCAUUCACUGAUUCGCCACUCCCUUAUCACGACAGCAUUUCGGGGGGGCUACGUACUCCGGAGUGGAUCUUUUGAACUGAAACUCGUCAGCCAAUCGUAGAUGGGGGUUCCCCCCCGAGUGAAACAAAAGGUUCUCGGUUGUAUGUUGAGAAAUAAUCAAAUUCAUGUCACUGUAAAUUGCAAACUGACUUGCGCAAAACAAAAUGACGUGCGACUCGUUAGCUCAAGGCUUAGCGCGUGCGUGACCUGUUCCAAUCUCUGCCCGUUGACUGCUGGUGUGCAUCUUGUCCGUGUUGGUCACGCGUCCAUGUAGCGGGCGGCAAAUGUUAGCCAUCGUUUAGAACUUCUUUGUGAACUACUACGCUUUGUUGUCGUGAUGAACCCCGCAUCAACUCUGACCGGGAGGGGUGGAGAACUACUACUGCUGCUUUAUUGUGUAUAUUGUGUCAGGAGCGUGCGUGUAUGUGUCCGACCAGUACGCUUCCAGUGUCUAAAAGCUGUGUGUAGACUGCAUGCCUUACACACAGACGUGAUGCCUUUUGUUUCACGUGGAAGAAGACGACACUUGAUGAUUAAAUUCUAUUUUGUUGUGGAA